Messenger RNA from Choloepus didactylus (southern two-toed sloth), 2143 nucleotides. RefSeq names its product F-box protein 16 (gene FBXO16). The transcript is spliced from 9 exons. The record is from RefSeq and is a predicted model, not a curated record. NCBI's taxonomy places the organism in Eukaryota, Metazoa, Chordata, Mammalia, Pilosa, Megalonychidae. The coding region runs from base 50 to 1093 and encodes 347 amino acids. Gene Ontology annotation, molecular function: protein binding.
GGGACCGCACGCCUCGGUGCUCACCUCAGACCUCGGGGGGCCGGAUGCGAUGGUGGCUGCAGCACCGGCCGGGGAUGGCCAGCACUCUCUCAGGUGUAGUUUUUCUUAUGGAAGACUAUCCAGUUAUUUCAUGAUGGCAUUUGCACCUUCAAAACGCAUAGAUGGUCCCAAAAUGCAGACAAAGAUGAGUACCUGGACACCGCUAAACCAUCAGCUUUUGAAUGACCAGGUAUUUGAAGAAAGAAGAGCUCUGCUUGGAAAAUGGUUUGACAAAUGGACAGACUCUCAAAGGAAAAGAAUCCUGACAGGCCUGUUAGAACGCUGCUCCUUGUCCCAGAAAAAGUUCUACUGUAGACAACUUCAGGAAAAAAUUCCAGCAGAUGCCCUGGAUUUUACCACCAAGCUUCCAAGGGUGUUAUCCUUAUACAUAUUUUCUUUCCUGGACCCCCGAAGUCUUUGUCGCUGUGCACAGGUGAGCUGGCAUUGGAAGAACUUAUCUGAGCUGGAUCAGCUCUGGAUGCUCAAAUGUUUACGGUUUAACUGGUACAUCAAUUUCUCUCCAACUCCCUUGGAGCAGGGUGUAUGGAAAAAGCAUUAUAUCCAAAUGGUGAAAGAACUUCAUGUUACCAAGCCUAAGACUCCUCCAAAAGAUGGCUUUGUGAUUGCUGAUGUUCAGCCAGUUGCAAGCAGUUCUCUAGAGGAAAAGCAGUCUCUUUCAUCAGCUUUUUGGUCCUCUUUAAGAAAGAAAAAUACAGGGGAGAAAGAACUCCCACCAUGGCGUUCCUCUGACAGGCAUCCUACUGAUAUCAUUCGCUUUAAUUACCUAGACAACUGUGACCCCAUCAAGUGGGUCUGGCAAGGAAGAAGGAAAAGAAAUGAAACGACCCCAGAUUUCAGCCUUAAGUCACAUGAUAAGCAAAAUAAAUUACAGGACAGAUCUAAGCUAAGAAAAGCACAGUCACUGAUGUCAGAAGAAGUCCUUUCUCAUUAUAUCUCUAAAUGCAGAACCCAGCUCCCCUCUAAAAGUUCCGGCUCGUCUCGCCUGGGCAUCUCAUCGGUCAGUGGGAUUCCCAGCUACCGAAGCAACAACUAAAAUUCUCACACAGCAUCUUCAGGGACACUAUGGGCUUCAAUAUUUACCCUACCAGGAGCCAGAACCAAAGCUGAUUUAAAAAUGAAAGGACUUUUAUAGAAAAGGCACGAUGUUACACAGGCUUGAAAGUUGAAUUUUAUUUGGCACCUCUAUUAGAAACUCUUUCAGUAUAGUACCUUAAUGUGAAAGUGAUUCUACAGUAUUUCAGUAAAAGGUAUUCCCUGCCUAAAAGUUGAUACAUUUAUAAAUUUUAAUAGAAAUGUGAUGAUAGGUACCAUGGGGUUGAUGAAGAAACAUAUGUUGGCACUGUUGGUAAUAUUGGGUGUGUCAGUCAGGACCCAGAAAGACACAGAGAACACACUCCCAAGGCUACUUGAAUAGUUUAAUGAUGGGGCUAUUUAAUAUGGUAUGGGUGGGUUAAGAGAAUCAAGAAGGGAUAGAGAAACACCCAAAAACUAGCAGCAACAGGGAGCCUUUAUUAUUACCGCAUGGCCUGUAGAGCAAAGGAGAUGGAGUGGAGAUCCUAUAACCCAGUGAGGGGCCACCCAAUAGGAUGUAUGUCAUAUGGGAGAGAAACACAACCAGUGUCCAAACCAAGGCCCAGCAGGGAGGGAAGAGGGAGAAUACCCUAACUCUUCUCUGUUCCCACAUUUUAACCUUCCCAUAAGGCUUUCCUUUGGUCAAGCCCAUCUGGAAUUUAGAGAGCUAAGAAGCCUGGGGGAUGCAGCCCUUAGAUGUCACCGUCCCAAGGCAUAGGGCAGAGCUGAGUUGUAUGACUCGGGCAUCUGGGUGGGGAGGGGUAGGAUAUGAGUGGAACAAUGGAAGCACAGUGGGGGAAAACGUAUACAUUUCCAAAGGAGGAAUUACAAUUGAUGUUUAAAUAAUAUAAAUGGACUUUAAAGAGUUAUUGGAAAACAGAAAAUAUAACUGAAAAAAAUGUAUCAUAUAUUCUAAGCUGUAACCAUUUCAAGGUCCCAAUGUACACUUGAGGCAGAAGUUACCAUUCCAAUGUAUGUGUUUACCUGAGUAAAGCAGAAUUACAGAAAAACA